Molecule: messenger RNA, 3765 nt
Organism: Colletotrichum destructivum
Lineage: Eukaryota; Fungi; Ascomycota; Sordariomycetes; Glomerellales; Glomerellaceae
Product: Putative phosphoprotein phosphatase PPZ/Ppq1
Exons: 4
Coding region: 1576-3162 (528 amino acids)
Cellular component (GO): cytoplasm; nucleus
Molecular function (GO): protein serine/threonine phosphatase activity
Source: RefSeq, a predicted model, not a curated record
CCGUUCAUCAUCAACACGCUAGGUACCUAAAACUUUACAUUGAUACUGGGAUCCAUCAACAUUUUAUUCGAGGUCGACAAAGAUUGAGAUAAGCGCCCGAGCUAACUGCCUCGGUCUCUAUUCGGCCCAACGUAUCCUAUCCACCCUCCCCUUGUCUUCUUCUUGCGAGGUCAUCAUCUCCCUACCUACCCAACGCAUGGCAAAAUAAGGCAGAUUGAAGAAGGCAAGGCAGCUCGACGAGCAGAACCCCUAUCGACAGGCAGCACAGACAAUAUAAAGAGCCAAGCGCGUCAGAGAAGUCUUGGUGACCUGCCUGCACCAACCUAGGUCAGCCCAGCCCACUGGGCCAGCACACCCAACGAGUUUCAGGCGCCAUUUCGACAGGGAAGAAAGACGGCAAAAAGGAACUUAGCGAGACAGCAUCUGCUACCUGCUCCUCCUUUGAGACCAUUCCCCCCUCUCUCUCGGUCUCUUCCCCUCAAGACGCUGCCCCAACGCCAUCUUUGGAUCCUUGGCAAAAGCAACCCAGCACCUAGCCGCCAAACCAAGACCUUGGGACCGGCCGGGCAGGCCACUGGGAUUGGAUUGGGUUGAAUCCAGAGGGGGACUGGGACGGGACUCGACUUCCUCUUUGCAGAAUCUGACCGACUGAACUUUCUCACCACCACACCAACUUGGUUGACUCUCGUGCCUUUCUCUCCCUCUCUCUUUCACACAACAACACACCUGCACACAUAUCGUCCCUCUUCCGCCGCGACACAGAAACGCACCACUUCGCAUCCACCAGACUACCCCGGACGCUGUGCUACUACUACCUCACCACUGCUGCUGGUACUGCACCUUUCGACGACGCCUCGACCAGCCUUACUUCCGUUCCCUACCUUGCCUACCUAGGUAACCAAACAACACCACAACACAACACACAAAGUCUCACUCGUCAUCUCUACUGUUUGGUCUUCGCCUGCUCUGCUCGAUCGCUUGCUGCCUCCAUACAUAUUAGCCACCUCAUUCCAUUGAUUGAAUUUUCGUCUUUCGUCUUGCCUUUUCCCGCAAAGGGUCGCACUUGCAAGCCACAGGUAUCUAUCUCUGUUCAUCAAUUGAGUGCACGCCGAAUGCCUCAAUAGCUCCAUUCCAUCCGCCCCGGUCGAUCGAGUAGUACCCAUUUUCUCUCCCUCUCGCUUUGCCCCAGCGCACCCACCGCCCGCGAGCCACGUAUACGUCACUCGCCCGCUUGUUCGCCUACAGAACUCCUCUCUAGCCAUCGAUCAGAGGCAAUCGCCUUAACACGCCCAAAACGGACGACUCAAGUGGGCGCCGCUCUCCCUCCCGCAUCCGCUUCCUGUCCAUCCUCGACCGCCUCUUCCAUCCUCCCUAAGACUUGCAUUGCAAAACAUCACUUUUUUUUCAAUUCCCAUCUCGAGUCCCUGCCAAACCCGCGCUGUUGCGGUGAGACUUGUAGGCUAGCCCAUACAUCAGACGAAAGACGAGGCCAGCCCACGAGCACAACCCAGCCGACAAAAUACCAGCCACGGCCGACCGCUCGCUUCUUUUGCAUCCGCGCGAGAGCUACACAUCAUGGGAAACCAGCCAUCCAAAGAGGGCGGCCACGCGACUGGCAAAGGCACCGGCGGUGACGGCACCGCCGAAAACCUCAAGUCGUACCCUUCCUUUGGCAGGUCCGACACGAAGGACUCGUCGCGCUCGUUCAAGGCUCUUCGAUCCAAGAUUCCCGGCUCCAGCAAGACCGACAGCCCGAGAAACUCUGUCAUCACAUCCCCUACCGACGAAAAAUCCGACGCCGCGUCAGUCAAGUCGGGGAAAAGCGCAAAAUCCGGUGUCUCCCGAGGCCGCAAUGACUCCGCCCCUUCGCCGACGUCGCCCUCGGGUGAUGUUGAAUCCCCGCUCGAUGACUCUCAGCCGCCGCCGUCCCCCACGCAGUCCAGCACCAUCAAGAGCGGGAUUCACGACGUGAGUGCCGCGCAGGCCUCGGGCGAGGUUGACCACGUCUCUGACCAGCCCCCAUGUGCGGGGGGUAGCUUGAACACCCAUAUGCAGCAACCGGGCAAGUCCAUCCUCGCUACAAAGGGCGGUGACGGCGCCGCCACCCCUGUCGCGAAGACGGUGUCGACAAACUCGGGCGAUAGACAAGAGGGGGGCGUGGCUAUGAGCGAAAUCAAGGACAUCGACCUCGACGACUUCAUCAAGCGGCUCCUCGAUGCAGGCUAUGCGGGCAAGGUCACCAAGAGCGUGUGCCUGAAGAAUGCCGAGAUCGUAGCCAUCUGCCAACGAGCUCGCGAAGUGUUUCUUUCGCAGCCCGCCCUCCUGGAACUCGAUGCCCCUGUCAAGAUUGUCGGUGAUGUUCAUGGUCAAUACACGGAUAUCCUCCGCAUGUUUGAGAUGUGCGGCUUUCCGCCUUCGUCCAACUACCUCUGCCUGGGUGAUUACGUCGACCGCGGCAAGCAGUCACUCGAGACCAUCCUUCUGUUGCUUUGCUACAAGCUCAAGUUCCCCGAGAACUUCUUCCUGUUGAGAGGAAACCACGAGUGUGCUAAUGUCACCAGAGUCUACGGGUUCUACGACGAGUGCAAGCGCCGUUGCAACGUCAAGAUCUGGAAGACGUUCAUCGACUGCUUCAACACACUGCCCAUUGCUGCCAUCGUUGCCGGCAAGAUAUUUUGCGUCCACGGCGGUCUGUCGCCCGCUUUAAGCCACAUGGACGACAUCCGCAACAUUGCCCGUCCCACCGACGUACCCGACUACGGCCUGCUCAACGAUCUGUUGUGGUCUGACCCGGCCGAUAUGGAACAAGAUUGGGAGGCCAACGAAAGAGGCGUAAGCUACUGCUUUGGCAAGAGAGUGAUACUGGAUUUUCUUGCGACGCACGAUUUCGAUCUAAUUUGCCGAGCACACAUGGUGGUUGAAGACGGGUACGAAUUCUUCAACGAUAGAGUCCUUGUCACAGUUUUCAGUGCCCCCAACUACUGCGGUGAGUUUGACAACUGGGGUGCUGUCAUGUCUGUGUCGAACGAGUUACUCUGCAGCUUUGAGCUGCUUAAGCCGUUGGACUCAAGUGCGUUGAAGAGCCACAUCAAGAAGGGCAGAAACAAGAGGCAGAGCAUGCUUAACAGUCCGCCUGCGCACGUCGAGCCACGAAGCGUUUGAUGAGGCGGCCACGCUGGGGAGAAGAGGGACAGCAAACAAAUCUCCAUUCACUGAUGGAUUAUCACGGAUUACAAUUAGUCGGGCAACCGGGCAGAACAUUGCGGACCAGAACGUUUCAAGGCGAUCAAUACGGACGGCGCAGGCGUCUUGAAUAAAACCCUCGGCAGGUGGAACUCCCCGAAGGAUACGAGCGUCAACUCGAGUCUGGUGACCACGGACGGAUAAUGCCUGCGAAAGGCGUAAUAGCCGAUUCGAGUUAGGGCCAGGUUGGGAUACUUGGCAAAGCCAACCUCCAGCAGGUGCCGUUCGUUGCCAUUCCAGGUCUAUGCACGGGCUUGGACAAGAGCGGGAGGCAGCUGGUAAUCGGGCCAAUUUCUUGGGUAGUAGCAAAAAAGUGCCCAUCAGACGUCGAUUGCUGCUCCCGAGUCUGAUGACGACGGAGGUGGGCUCUUGAUGCCAGCCUGUCGUGGACAGGUAUAACCAUGGGCUAGCGAUACUGCCUAUAUUCAGUUCAUGUACGAACGUUCAUUGAUGAAGGCAUUGGCUAUCGGGAUUUAACAUCUAUACACAAUAUGGUAUUUAGUUAGGUAGUGGUACUGGGAC